Molecule: messenger RNA, 3658 nt
Organism: Coregonus clupeaformis (lake whitefish)
Lineage: Eukaryota; Metazoa; Chordata; Actinopteri; Salmoniformes; Salmonidae
Product: transmembrane 7 superfamily member 3-like
Exons: 12
Coding region: 217-1902 (561 amino acids)
Source: RefSeq, a predicted model, not a curated record
GGAAGUGGCUGGCAGCAGUUUACAUUUCGGCAGUACGUUUGAGUGGCCGGACGUGGUUGGAGUUGUUCCGCUGAAGCAACAACAGCAAUGAAAACGAAUUCGUAGGCACACUAUGUUGCACUGGCCAGUUGCAGGAAAGCCUUUAUUGAAUAUCUCAGCAACUGUGUUUCCAGUGAAUGUAGCAGACUAGGAAGUAGGAACGUGGGCCUGAAGAAAAUGCUGUCCUCCUGGCGAAUAUACAUACUUGUAUCUUUCUUGGUCUGUGAUGGAGUUGUAGCACAAGUGGAAAAUCGCGUGGUUUUCCUGUUUAACACCUUUCAGAAUGUGAGUAUGAAUGAGAACGAGACGGUGCAGGCAGUGGUCUCCAGAAUCCCCCCUGAAGUGGCCUUUAUCACCCUCCAGUUCCACACACAGCACAGCAAUGCUACGCUGUCCUACAACAGGAUGCCAGGGCUGGGCCUCUCUCUAACAGCGGUGGACUCAGGCCUUCUCUCACCCCUGAUCCCCGGUCAGACCACGCUCUCCUGGUUCCUGCUGGCCGCUGAUGGGGACUCUGUGUCCGGCACUGGGGUCAUCCUUCCCUACACCAGCUCUGACCCAGUCCCUGGAGCUUGUAAUCUGGAGUUUGACCUGGACAUUGACCCAAAUGUCUAUCUCCACUACAACCUUUUUGAGACUACUAUCCGCUUUGCACCUGCAAAUAUUGGAUAUUCAAGGGGCUCCAAUCCGCCCGCCUGUGACACUGAAGUGGGUGAAAACACUCGCUGGCGCCUGAGGUACGACAUCUACCAGUACUUCCUGCCUGAGAGCGACCUAUCAGAGCAGAGCCUCAUCACCAGCAUCCAGAGUGUGGCCAACGUGCAGACCAUGACAGAGCAUGGAAAAAGGCUCAUGACACUUUCGUCCAAUGAUAAGACGGAGGUAGUGUUUAGCUCCAUCCCGGGCCAGGGUGUAAUCUACUCUGUCAUAGUCAGAGACCCAGUGAUUAACACCUCUUCCUCGUAUAUCCCUGUCCACACCUACGCCUGCAGCUUCUCCUCCACCCUGGAUGGCUGCGACACUCUGGGAAAGAUAUCCACAACGAUCUUCUUCACCAUUGUUGGUUUAGCUGGCCUCUUCGUGUGCUUCUUUGGGCACCGCUUCUUCAAAUGUGAGCUAUUCUGUAUGGGCUUUGGCUUCGCAGCGUUUUUCUUUUUUAUCUUGAUCACAAGAACUACAAAACUGGACUAUGACAUCCGUCUGACCCUGACAGCAGUGAUUGGCGUAGUGGGGGGAGUUAUCCUGGUGAUGAGCUGGUGGCGCUUCGGCUCGGUCAUGUCCUGUGUCAUCGUAGUCGGUCUCAUGCUGGGGUUCCUCAUCUCCUCCACUGUCUUCUUCACGCCUAUCGGUGACAUGGAGGUGUUCCGUUCAAAUGUGGUGUUCUGGGUGACGUUCAGCUGCAUCGUGGUCGUGGUACCGCUCUUCUUUGUGCGCUGGCCAAGAGAGGGUAACAUCACUACGUGUGGUGUCGCUGGAGCCUAUGCUGUGGUGCUGGCUGUGAAUGCUUACAUCUAUAUCAGCCUCUCGUACAUCACCCUUAACAUCCUCAAGCGCUUCCUCAACGACAACUUCAGCAAGGCCUUUACUGAUGUGCCUUUCCAGGACAUCGAUUUCAUCAUGAUCACAGUGUGGGUGGUUCUGGGUGUGUCUGGUAUCGUGCUACAGUUCUACCGGGAACGCACACGGCCCUUCUUCCCCCCCAGCCCUUACCUCAUGUGGCUGCAAGAGCGGGAGCGCCGCAAGACAAACGUUCUGGACCCAAGCCACCACACAUCCUCACUCCCUUCCCGUCUCCUCGCCCGUGCCCGACAGCUGACUAGCUGGAGAGAGUCCGCUGGUGAGCGCACACCCCUCCUCCUUUAAACCCACCCACUCGACCCAGACCCAUUUUACCCAGCCAGGUAGCACCAUUGCGUUGGAGCAUUUUUAUUCCAGAUUAUGGAUUUUCGAUUCUAUUGAUGAUGGUAACAGUCCAGUAAGGUAGUGUUUAUAUGCCCGUGGUGGAACUUUGGCAUGUAACUUCUGCAGAAUGUGUCCCACAAAGUGCACACAGAGAAUUUAAAGCAUUAUUUUCUACCAUAAUUUGUUUCACUUCCUUAGUCUUGUGGUAUUUGGUGGCAUGUUCUUAGAGGGUACUGAGGAAGUUGUUACCGCUACCACUUAAUAUUUGUCCCCCCAGUUUUAAUGGGUAUGACACCACUGUCAGGGAGUUCUGGGUAUGCCCAUUUCAGCUCCAAUGGCUAUAUUGUUUUUUAUGUUUUGUCAACAUUUUUGUGUGCAAACUGUCACUUUUACACCAUGUUUUAUAAAACUGUAUGUAGAGGCCACUCUUUUUUUCAUUUUCUUUUACAAAUAUGAUACAAUUAGAUUUUUAAGAAAUAUGAGAUGUUAUAUUGAAAUAUGCAUGUGUUUUGGGGACCCAUUUUGCGAAAUGUAGUUGUUGCAUCGAACACUACUGUAUGGGUGGGAACUUGCAGCCUAAAAUGUAUCCUCUUGAUUUCAUGGACAUGUUUGACAGCACUCUAAAAUCAUAAACCACAAGUGGCAGGUGUAGGUGGAUCCUGAGCACUGAUGUUUAUAGCCCUUCAGGAUUUCCUCCGUGUUGAGCAGUAGCAGGAAGAGGAAACGACAAGUGUCACAGCCUCUUGCUGUCAGGUGGCCUAACACUUCAUUUAAAGUGGGCCUGCUGUUGAUGUUCCUUAUUGCCAGCUUUCGUUUGGUAAAGCAUUUUCAGUGUUUCCCCUAUGACAAUGUCCUGCUAGCUGUUCCCAUAGACUUCCAAUCAUUGAGCCAACGACUGUCCAUUUAAAAGCGUGUCUCUGCAGAAAUAUAUUAAUUUAAAAAAUGGUGGCAACAAUUUAGCCACCACUGCUAAAUGAACAUAGGGGAAACACUGAUUUUAAGGUAGUCCAAUACGUGUCUUGUGGGACUUUUCUUUAGGUUCUUUCUCUCUUAUUACCCACCCAGUAUGUGCUUUGGUAUGAAAAGCUGUCUUAUUGAGGCAUUAAUAAUGUGUACAGGAAUUUGCCUGCAGAGUCACCUGACAUGGUUUAUUAAUGCAUCCCAUGACCGAUGUCAGUUUUUCCUCCAAAUGUUCAGUAUUAUUGAAGCUUGAUUAAGUGGAUAAUUUAAGAGAUUAUUUUCCCUCUUGUGCAGAACAAGGUAUCCUCAGAUGCAGUGUAAUAUCCCACAAGUGAUUUUGUAAAUCCUCGCCAUUUGCACACGACAGGAUGUUGAAUUAAAAUUUGAUAGGGAAUUUAUUGAUAUUUUAUGAUUAGCAGAAUCACCUGACAGGAUUCAGAUUAGGAUUACAAUGUCAAAGAUGGGAAAGAGUGAAAUGCACGUAGAAAUAGCCAUUUAUUGGUUUCCAAACCAAAACACACAGGGGUGUGAUGAGGCCAACAUAAAGUUAUAAAGUUAUUAUUAUGCACUAAGAUUACUGAUGAAGCUUUCUUAAAGAUCAAGGUUGCCUUCCAGUAUUUUUCACUACAGCUCUUAGGUACUUACCUUUUCAUGUGCCAUGUCAUGUUUUAAAAUGGGCUGUUUGUCUACAGUGUUUCUGUUUUGUUGGGAGAGAAAUGUAGUUAAUUAUUUAAUAAAUUGUUUUUCCUAAAAAUCA